Molecule: messenger RNA, 2745 nt
Organism: Sander lucioperca (pikeperch)
Lineage: Eukaryota; Metazoa; Chordata; Actinopteri; Perciformes; Percidae
Gene: rab5ab
Product: RAB5A, member RAS oncogene family, b
Exons: 6
Coding region: 327-977 (216 amino acids)
Molecular function (GO): GTP binding; GTPase activity
Source: RefSeq, a predicted model, not a curated record
AGUCAGAUAAAUUGGGAAUAAAUACUAACAUAUGAUUGGUCCGUAGCACCAGUACGUAGGCCGAUUGUCGAUUCCAGUCAUACGAUCUGUCAUCAUCCUUCGUACAAUGCGAAAAGGGAAGUUGAAAGUGGGAGAUCGCAGAGCCUUAUGAAAUUUAACGUUACGGUAGCUAGCUUGCUGGGUAAUCGACACACUGAACAGACACUGAAGUGCAACAAAGAUUGUCCUGGAGACACCAUUCACAAUAACUAGCUUCCUCUUUUUGGUAUUUUCUACAGUUAUUCACAGUAUCUCAGCAUCCAGAGGAAGAGACCUGGCAGUGUGACAUGGCAAGUAGAGGCGGAGCUACACGACCCAAUGGGCCAAACGCAGGCAACAAGAUCUGCCAGUUCAAACUUGUGCUUUUAGGAGAGUCAGCUGUGGGGAAGUCGAGUCUCGUACUUCGUUUCGUCAAGGGACAGUUUCACGAAUUCCAAGAGAGCACAAUCGGAGCUGCCUUCCUGACUCAGACAGUAUGUUUGGACGACACAACAGUCAAGUUUGAAAUCUGGGACACAGCUGGUCAGGAGCGCUACCACAGUCUGGCUCCAAUGUACUACAGAGGUGCCCAGGCAGCCAUUGUGGUGUAUGAUAUAACAAAUGAGGAGUCAUUUGUACGGGCAAAGAACUGGGUUAAAGAGCUUCAGAGACAAGCCAGUCCAAAUAUUGUAAUAGCUCUGGCUGGGAACAAGGCUGAUCUCGCAAACAAGAGAGCACUGGACUUCCAGGAUGCACAGUCAUACGCAGAUGAUAACAGCUUGCUUUUUAUGGAAACCUCAGCAAAGACCUCUAUGAACGUGAAUGAGAUAUUCAUGGCCAUUGCAAAGAAGCUACCCAAGAAUGAGCCUCAAGCGGCCGGAGCCAGCAGCGGCCGGAACCGGGGAGUGGACCUGACGGAGACGGCUCAGCCCACCAGCCGUUCCUGCUGCAGUAACUAACCUGGCUCUUCCUGCUCAUCCUUCCCACACACACCCCCAUCCCCCCUCCCAACUGAACAUCUGGACAUCGGGCUCCUUGGCUUCCUGACGUCAGACCUGACCGUCAACCUCCCCCCCCUGGAAUAGCUAAAAGACUCUGUAUAGCUGCAUUUCUAAUACCUAUUUUUUUUUUUUUUUUGAUGUUCUUUUGUUUCUUCUUUUUUUUUUUUUUUUACUUUUUUUAAGAAGUGUAUAUCAGUAUAAUGGAUGCAUGUAUCACUACAACGCCUAAAACACAUUUUUAUCUCUUAUUUAGUUCGAAGACUAACCCCAAUUAAGAAAGAUGAGCAUGCGAGGAACCUGUGAAUGUGUGAUUGUGUUGUAUGUGAAUAUCCGAGUGUGAGUUGCUGAUGAGAAGGUGUAGCCUCAUUUGUCACUUCACAGGGUUGACUGGAUGUGAAUGGUGUUACCUGUAAUGUUCUUUGUGUGUGGGUUAAGUUAUGCUCACAAUCAGAAGAAAACCAAAUUGUUCCCAUCUUGAGACGCCUGGCUUUGCAGACUGUCUGUUGUGAGGCAUCAAUGUAUUUAGACAGUGCCAGGAAAAGGACUGAUGUGCAAACCAAGAAUCCCUCCCUUCCUCACAUCUGUUACACAAGAAGACCUCUUCAUCCAAGGCUCCUAAUGGAAAGUGCGGAAAAUAAAUUUGGUACUGUCUAGUUUUUAAAAUAAUUGGAAAAUGCACACAAAAAAGGCUUUGAGUAUUGAGAAGAAAAACUGCCUUGAUACACAUCUGGCUUCCUAUUAUGCACAACCAUCUGUAGAGCAAUAUGGGCUUGUCACAUUGCAAUACAUCAUAUUGAACAACAAAGUCUUCUUGGUAUGGAAAACGUGUUUUUUUUGUUGUUUUUUUUUGGAAAGUGUGGGAACAUCAGGAACCAACACCUUGAGGUCAACAUGAGGCCCGUUUUUUCUUUUUCCUUUUUUCGGCUUUGCUAUUUAACAAAUGCUUUCAAGUCCAUCGCAGAAGUUACAUUUUGACACUGAUAUGUUUUCACAUGAAAAAGAAAAUCAACAGGGAACUUAAAGACUGUUGUAUGUUAAACUCUUGUCUUUGUCUCUGGCCAGUAGUAAACCUGCAUCAAUUUGGGUGAUCUCAAUCAAAGGGGGGGGGGUGUUUUUAGAAUAGAGUUCAGACCGCACACAAACAAAAAAUUGGUCUACUACCCAUUGUCACUAUAAGUCUGUGGAAAAACAAAUAUACUCUAAUGUUGUUAUAGGGUGCAAUGUUGUCUUCUUCCUCCUUUAGCACAGCUUGCAGAGCUCCUGAGCGCACCAGGAAAUGAUCGAGGGAUUCGGAACAAUUGUACAGUUUAAUAUAGGUCUGUUUUUUUCUUUUCUUUUUUUUUUCUUCAUCCUAGACCUUGUCACAAACUGGUCAAAUGUUAAGCAGUGGUGGUCUUUUUAGGUAAAUGUAGUGUUAUUAACAAAACCCCUCUCUCUUGUCUUGUUACUUUUCUCCAAAAAGGUCCAUGGUCAUGUUUGAAAGGAACUUUUAUUGCAUUGCACAGUGUUGAUCAUGUUUUAAUUAAUGACUGCCCUUCGAUUUUAUAUGACGGACUGUAUUGGACUUGCUAACCUACAGCUAUAAGCAGGUAGCAUAAUUAACCUUACUGGUGGUCUCUCUUACAGCUCAAUGAAUUUUAAUGAUGUGAAACAGCAUUACUAGUGAUGGGCUGAUCAGUUUUGAGUGUCUGAAUACAACUUAAUAAAUUCAAUAAAGAGGUCUCUU